This is a messenger RNA of Cokeromyces recurvatus, 1831 nucleotides long. RefSeq lists its product as uncharacterized. The transcript has 5 exons. Lineage: Eukaryota; Fungi; Mucoromycota; Mucoromycetes; Mucorales; Mucoraceae. The record is from RefSeq and is a predicted model, not a curated record. The coding region runs from base 14 to 1759 and encodes 581 amino acids. Gene Ontology annotation, biological process: mRNA splicing, via spliceosome. Gene Ontology annotation, cellular component: U12-type spliceosomal complex; precatalytic spliceosome; U2-type spliceosomal complex.
AAAUAAGUUCAUAAUGUCAGCGGUUGAAGCUAUAACCAAUGACAUUCCUGAAAAAACAAAUGUUGCAAUAAACAAAAAGUUGCAAUAUAAAGCUAGAAGAAAGAAUAAAAAGAAGAAUAAAAAGCUGCGCCAAGAGGAAGAGGCUAAACGUAAAGCAGAAUUAGAAAAGGAGGAAAAGGACAACUCACUUGAUGAUGUCGAAAUCGAAUAUGUUGUUCAACCUGUUGAUUUUUCAGCUUUAAAAAAUAUGGAUGGCAUGUCAAAUUUAGACGAAAACACUCUUCAACAAUUUUCAAACAUUUUCAAACAUUUUCAAUCUGGUGAACCUGAUGAGAAUGAAGAAGAAUUCCCUGUUCAAAAUAAUACUACAGCACAAAAAGAAGAGGGAGUAGAAGGUGACGAGGAUGAGGAAGAAAAAGAAUCUGAUCAACCUUUAUCAAAGAAAAAAUUAAAAAAACUUCAACGUUUAACAGUUGCUGAAUUAAAACAACUUGUUGCUAAGCCUGAAGUAGUUGAGUGGUGGGAUGUAACAGCUGCUGAUCCAAAACUGUUAGUUGCUUUAAAGUCAUAUCGUAAUACUGUUCCUGUUCCUGCUCAUUGGAGCAUGAAACGUAAAUAUCUUCAAGGAAAGCGUGGUAUUGAAAAGCCACCAUGGGAAUUGCCAGAUUUUAUUAAGGAUACGGGUAUUAUGGAAAUGCGUGAAGCUGUAAAAGAGAAAGAGAAUGCAGCUGGUUUAAAAGGAAAGAUGAAAGAAAAGGUUGCACCUAAGAUGGGUAAACUGGAUAUAGAUUAUCAGAAAUUGCAUGAUGCCUUUUUCAGAUUUCAAACAAAAGGCAAAUAUACGAUGCAUGGUGAACUUUAUUAUGAAGGUAAAGAAUUUGAAACUAAAUUAAAAGAACAAAAGCCUGGUCAAUUAUCAGAAGAGCUGAAACAAGCAUUGAAUAUGCCACCAUUGGCACCACCUCCAUGGUUAAUUAAUAUGCAGCGUUAUGGCCCUCCUCCUAGUUAUCCUAACUUAAAAAUCCCUGGCUUAAAUGCACCAAUACCUGAAGGUGCUCAAUGGGGUUAUCAUCCUGGUGGAUGGGGUCGACCGCCUGUUGAUGAAUAUAAUCGUCCUCUGUAUGGUGAUGUCUUUGGUGUGGCACAACCUAGUGCAGCACCUCCUGAGGUAGUUGAACCUAUUGAUAAACAAUUAUGGGGUGAACUAGAACCAGAAGAAGAAUAUGAAGAAGAAAGUGAAGAGGAAGAAGAAGAGGAAGAAGAAGAGGAAAAAGCUGAGACUGAAACAGCUACUGAAGAUAUUACAGAUGGAUUGGUUACACCUUCUGGUCUCUCAUCUAUCGCAUCUGGAUUAGAGACACCUGAUCAUAUCGAGCUUCGUAAAGAGCGUAAAAGAGAUGAAGAUGAAGGACCUAAGCAACUUUAUCAAGUGCUGCCUGAAGUGCAAAAGAGUAUUACAGGUUUUAUGGGAUCACAGCAUGGUUAUGAUCUAUCAGCAAUAGAAAAAUCAGACCAAACAACAUCAAAACGUAAAGCAACUAAUGUAGAUGUAGCUAUUGAUCCAAGUGAAUUAGAAAGUGGUUUAGACGAAGCCACUUUACGUGCUAAAUAUGAUGCACAAAUGAAAGCUAAAUUACCUGUGGGGGCAGGCGCUGAGGACUUAUCUGAUAUGUAUGCAGAGCAUGCAAGUAGACAAGCAAAGAAGGCUAAAAUUCAGGAUAAACGAAAGGAUGGCAAUAAAAAGGAAUUUAAAUUUUAAUUCUUUAUACUUCAAUAAAUGAUAAAUAUAUGAAUUAUAUAAUGCGAUUAACAUGGAUGUAAUAAAGAAAUU